GCCAUGUGUUAAACGUCAAAAUCAACUUAGUGCAGUUUCGCCUCAACAAUAAAGUACAAAAUUAUUUUUAAACAAAAAGGCCGGAGCUCAGUAGUUUGGACGUCAGUAGCCAGAGCGAGCUGUGGCUACAGCAAAAAAGGAAUUCAGACAAAAUCGAAACGAAGAUCCAGACCCCCAGCAAGCAUGGAGGACAACAGUCCCAAUGGACGCAGCCGAAAGGCAACACUGCAUAUGGAUAAUCAGUUGGUCGGCGGCAAGUACCGGGUGGUCAAGCGCAUUGGUUCGGGAUCGUUUGGCGAUAUCUAUCUGGGUGUGUGCUUGAAAGACGCUGCCGAGGUGGCCAUCAAGGUGGAGAAAAACGAGGCCAAGUAUCCACAGCUGGCGUACGAGGCCAAGGUAUACCAGAAGUUGGCCCAAAGGCCAGGGUUUCCCACACUCGAGCAUUACGGCUGCGAGGAGCACUACAAGGCCAUGGUGAUCGAGCUGCUGGGUCCCUCGCUGGAGGAGCUCUUUUCUCUGUGCAAGCGUCGCUUCUCAAUGAAGACGGUUCUGAUGCUCGCCGAUCAGCUGCUGACUCGUUUGGAGAGUCUACACAGCAUUGGAUUCAUCCAUCGCGACAUCAAGCCAGAUAACUUCCUAAUGGGCGUGGGCAAACAGUGCAACAAGCUGUUCCUCAUCGAUUUUGGUCUGUCCAAGCGGUAUCUGGAUGCCGAGUCUCGUCUGCAUAUUCCCUUUCGCAAGGAUCGCAAUUUGACGGGCACCGUGCGCUAUGCUUCGAUCAAUGCCCAGAAGGGCAUAGAGCAGUCGCGUCGCGAUGAUCUGGAAUCGAUGUGCAACUGCCUGAUGUACUUCAAUCUGGGUAAGCUGCCCUGGCAGGGCAUCACCGCCACCAACAAGAAGCAGAAGUACGAGAUGAUACUGGAGAAGAAGAACAGCACGAAGAUCGAGGAGCUAUGCAAGGCGUUUCCAUCCGAGUUCGCUGUGGUAAUGAAGUACAUUCGUGGCAUGCGCUUUAAUGAGGAUCCCGACUACACCUAUAUGCGGCAACUGUUUCGCCUUUUAAUGAAGAAUCUAAGCUACCAAUUCGACAAUGUAUUCGACUGGUCGCUACUGAAGAAACAGAAGCUGGAGCGCCAACGCGAGCGUGACCAGGAGCGAGCACGUGACAUCACCGAAGCACGUCUAGCUAUGCAAAAGAAGUGCGAACAGUCGCAUCUUAACUCAGUGCUCAAGUGCAGUCACUGUGCCGUCGGCGAUAUGUCGGCAGCCAGCAAGAGAAAGUAAGACGACGACUACUUUCAAAAAAACACUUUCAAAAUUAGUUCAUUACAAUAUUGUCAUUUAACACGAAUGUUGGAAGAGAUUUGAGGCUGGGCAGCUACUUUUGGCUGACAAUUGGUGCACACUUGACUCAACUAUGUUUCAUUAUUUUUAUAUGCCGCAUUAAAGCUAAUUGCAGCAAGCUUA
This is a messenger RNA of Drosophila obscura, 1467 nucleotides long. RefSeq names its product casein kinase I. Lineage: Eukaryota; Metazoa; Arthropoda; Insecta; Diptera; Drosophilidae. The record is from RefSeq and is a predicted model, not a curated record. The transcript has a single exon. The coding region runs from base 184 to 1284 and encodes 366 amino acids. Gene Ontology annotation, cellular component: cytoplasm; nucleus. Gene Ontology annotation, biological process: peptidyl-serine phosphorylation; signal transduction; negative regulation of canonical Wnt signaling pathway. Gene Ontology annotation, molecular function: ATP binding; protein serine/threonine kinase activity.